Messenger RNA from Canis lupus familiaris (dog), 984 nucleotides. It is a transcript of the gene LENEP, whose product is annotated as lens epithelial protein. Lineage: Eukaryota; Metazoa; Chordata; Mammalia; Carnivora; Canidae. The coding region runs from base 419 to 604 and encodes 61 amino acids. The record is from RefSeq and is a predicted model, not a curated record. The transcript has 2 exons. Gene Ontology annotation, biological process: multicellular organism development.
GGGCCAGGGGUGGGGGCGUGUGCAGAACAGACUGGAAAGGCACUCCCAUUGGUGAUUCUGAAGGCCAGCCCCCCAGCAGGAGCCUGCCGAGGACAGGAGAGGGCAGGAGCGUGGAGUCCUGGCAGCCACUGGGGGAAGAGGCGGCAAUGGCAGGGCCCCAGUUUCCAGACCCAGGCUGGAGGAAGGGAAGUGAGCCUGGCGCGGGGGCUGGAAGAUGGGGUGGCCAGUCCCUCCGCCUCCUCAGCCCAGCCUCCAUCCCUGUCCAGGAAGGCUGACUCAGCCUAUUCUGGGGCCCAGAACUUUCCCUGUGCUAGACCCCGGGGCCUUUGUCCCCACAGUCAUGAGGUCUGGGGGGUGGGGAUGCCAUGGAUAAAAGGCACUAGAGGCGGCUCCCGCAUGCCUCAGAGCUGCUGGCCACAUGCAGCCCCAGACACAGCCCCUGGCCCACGCCCUCCCUUUCUCCUUCAGACGAGCCCUGGGAGACACUGGUCUCCGGGUGCCUGUCAUGAAGCUGGGCACGGGGUGGGAGGGCCUGCAGCAGACCCUGAAGGAACUUGCCUAUAUCAUCCUCUGCUGCUGGUGUAUCAAAGAGCUGCUGGAUUGACAGGGGGACAACCUCCCUGAGGCUGGCAGCUGGCGGUGCUCAGCACCCAGCCUGGCCCCCAGCAGGACUCCCAGGACCAGCUGCUUGGCCAAGGAUGGGCCACAGUUUCGAGUGACACAUGCGUCCUGCUUCCAGUUUGUGCCGUCUGUCUGCCAGUCCUGCGUCCCUAGGCCUCUGCUCCCCGCACCCACCUCUGGUAGACCUCCGGGGCAUGGGAGCUUGGCCUGCUGGCUAUGACCCCAGGAAGACUGCUGCAGGACCUGGCCCGUCUCCAGGCCUGGCACAGGGAGCCCACCAGCCCAGAUGGUUGAUUUUUCCAUCCUCUCAGUGCCAGGAAUGGGCUUGUCCCCUGUCCCCUAAUAUCUGUGUUUGAGAAUCAA